This is a messenger RNA of Neospora caninum, 2121 nucleotides long. Its product is annotated as gh16169, related. Bases 1 to 2121 code for a protein of 706 amino acids. Gene Ontology annotation, molecular function: protein binding. The record is from RefSeq and is a predicted model, not a curated record. The transcript is spliced from 6 exons. Lineage: Eukaryota; Apicomplexa; Conoidasida; Eucoccidiorida; Sarcocystidae. Gene Ontology annotation, cellular component: RQC complex.
AUGUCUCUCCGGCAGAUCCGCAAGCUCCGGGCAUCCCGUCAGGGGACUCCGGCAGACCCUCUGCAGGAAAAUCCGCAUUCCGCGCGCUCCAGCGAGUCUUCAGGUGAAGAGUCACUGCGUGGAAGUUUUCCCUUCCCGCAGAGCCGACCGAGGUCUGCGUUUUUAGCCGCCGCAGGAGACAGCGAAGAGGACAGCGAAGAAGACAAAGGGAGUGAGGCCCCGAGGCCGGCGACCGGCGAGGAGACGGCGGCGGGGAGGCGCGAGGCAGACGAGAAGGGAAAGACAGCGGGAGGCGAUGCUUCAGGGAGAGGCCAGGAAGCAGAGACUGAUGGAGACGAGAUCGCAAGUCGUGAGGCGGCAGUCGGCGAGACCUCGCCCCCCAGGAGACAGAAAGCGAGUUCCGCUGGAAAGAGGAAAAGAAAGAAAAAGACGCAGCUCUCUCCUGCAAGGGAAGGCGCUGAAACCUCACUGACGGGCCCUCAGGGCUGGCAAGAAAAAGAGAAAACGAGGGAUUUCAACUCCAGGGCAAAUGCCGCCGACGAGCUCGGGAACCGAGACUCCAGCACACCCCACAAGCCGGCAGGGACGUACUGCCUGGCCAUGGAACGCGCCAUGUUCGACACAGAAGUGGAGCUGAAGCGCAUCUUCGGACGCGAAGUCGCUCGGAACCUCGCCGGGAACGCUCGACACAGUCAGAUUGUGUGCGUGUGUGGGGGCAACGCAGGCACUCGGCGAGCGGGACCUACGAGCAGGCGAUUUUGGUUGAUUCCCGAUGCAGAAGAGGGCCCGGCAACCCACGAGUACGUGCGGAUGGUGAAGGAAGACGACGAAGCUGCGGGCACGGUCGAGUUCGCUCUGCAGUACACGCCGUAUUACGAGCAGCUUCAGGACGCCUUCCAUGCAAUUCUACACUCCCACGAUCCGCAAAACCUUCAGCAGUUUCUCCUGCGUCACCCGAGACACAUUGAUGCCUUGCUGCAGAUGUCUGAGGUCUACCGCAUGCGGGGCGAGAAUGAGACUGCGACUGAGCUGUCAAAGAAGGCUCUCUGUGUUGCCGUCGACACGCUAAAUCCGUUCAACAAGAACCUCGUCAAGUGCAUCGGUCUGUAUGGAGCAGCGCUGGCCGACCAGGGCUGUUACCGAACCGCACUCGAAGUGACCAAACUCUUGGUGGCUAUGGAUCUGCCCAGGGAUGCCUUCCACGCCAUGCUGCAUCUCGAUUACCUUGCCCUCCGGUCGCGGCAAUGGCAAUUCCUUCAGCAUUUUUCCCAGACCUUUGUGGAGCAGCAUCUGGCAUACGUGAUUCCCCUCGACCCACCCUCAGAGCGGGGCCAUCAAGACUCUCGGGAGACACUGGUGUCUCGAAAGGACGAAGAUUUGAAACUCGUGGACCUGGCGUUCAUGCUACCAAAUUUCGCGUUCUCAACGGCACUUUCUAUCGCACUCCACGCUACCCAACGAGAGUGCUCGGAAGACAUCAAGACGAUUACGGCCGACGAACUCCUUGCUGUCUGCAUGCCGUCCACCAGGGAGAGACAAACUGGAAACGAGAGCCAAUUGCACCACCUCCUGUUGAUGCGUGCCAUACUCCUCUUCCCUGCCUUCGUCCGGAAGCUGCUGCAGAAGAUUGGUGUUAAUGGAUCUCAGAAGGUAGCAGAGAUAAAGGAAUUCGCACGGCGGUGGUCGCGUUCCUCUUUCCUGUUCGAUGUGAGCCGGUACAAGGACGUCCGGGUGUCGGAAUUCGAUCGGAUCCCAACCCCUCCGGCAUUUUUGAUGGAUGCCCAUCACGCGGUGACUGAGGCUGGAGCAGGGCACCGAAACAGACGAGUGCAGUACGUCUCCAUUAACUCUAGCCCGAUUAUCAUCUUCUUUGAGACUCUUCUCCCGUGGACAGAGCUCGACCAGACGGGUCUUAGAGCCGAGCCACAGCAUGUGAGCGUUUUGGCAAGAUCACUUCUUUCUGCUCUCUGCGAGAUAGCGACCUUCGCGUGGAAGGCAGUUCAAAAUCUUGGUCCUUUUAUUAGGCGCUGGCUCGCAGACUCCAGUCCUCGAACCAUCACCCGCGUCCCAUCGAGCAGUGACGCGCCCCACGUUGGGAACGCACCCUCAGUCCAGAACUGA